This is a messenger RNA of Triticum turgidum subsp. durum (durum wheat), 1863 nucleotides long. Lineage: Eukaryota; Viridiplantae; Streptophyta; Magnoliopsida; Poales; Poaceae. The record is from the annotation of a GenBank genome assembly.
AUGCCGGAAGCGCCGAUGGCCGUGCCGGGCACGGCGGCGGGUGCGGGGGGCGGGGUCUGCUGGGAGGAGGCGCACCGCCAGGUGCUCGACCUCAUCGAGCGCGUGACCCGGUGCGCGGGGGAGAUACAGCGGCAGGUGCUGGUGGAGAUCCUGGCGCAGAACGCGCCGGCCGAGUACCUGCGCCGCAUCGGCGUCCCGGGCGCCGCCCCCGGCGCCGACGACGCAUUCCGCCGCCUCGCGCCGCUCACCACCUACGAGGACAUCCUCCCCGACGUCAUCCGCAUCGCCAACGGCGACUCCUCGCCCAUCCUCUCCGGCAAGCCCAUCAGAGAGUUCCUCACUAGCUCCGGCACGUCGGGAGGGGAGCGGAAGCUGAUGCCCACCAUCGAGGAGGAGAUGGACCGCCGGUCCAUGCUGUACAGCCUGCUCAUGCCGGUCAUGAGCCAGGCCAUGCCGGGGCUCGACAAGGGCAAGGCCAUGUACCUCUACUUCGUCAAGGCCGAGUCGCGCACGCCGGGCGGGCUGCCGGCGAGGCCCGUCCUCACCAGCUUCUACCGGAGCCGCCAUUUCCUGGAGCGCCCCCACGACCCCUACACCGUGCACACCAGCCCCGACGAGGCCAUCCUGUGCGUCGACGCGUACCAGAGCAUGUACGCGCAGCUGCUCUGCGGCCUCGUCCACCGCGCGGACGUGCUCCGCGUCGGCGCGGUCUUCGCGUCCGGGUUCCUCCGCGCGAUCCACUUCCUCGAGAAGCACUGGGAACGUCUGUGCCGGGACAUCCGCACCGGCGAGCUGGACGCGGAGAUCACAGACCGUGCCGUGCGCGCCGCCGUCGGCCGGGUGCUCCGCCCAGACCCGGCCCUCGCCGACGCGAUCGAGGACGCGUGCAAGAGGUCUUCGUGGAAGGGCGUGAUCCGGAGGGUGUGGCCCAACACCAAGUACAUAGACGUCAUCGUCACGGGAGCCAUGGCCCAAUACAUCCCUACCCUCGACUACUACGGCGGCGGCCUGCCUCUGGCGUGCACUAUGUACGCCUCCAGUGAGUGCUAUUUCGGUCUAAAUCUGAACCCGAUCUGCAGUCCAGCCGACGUCGCCUACACGCUGAUCCCGACAAUGUGCUACUUCGAGUUCCUCCCCGUCCAGUCCGGCAGCAGCGCCGCCGGCGGCGAGCCGGACCACCGGGACCUCGUCAACCUCGUCGACGUGAAGCUCGGCAAGGAGUACGAGCUCGUCGUCACCACCUACUCCGGCCUGUACCGCUACCGCGUGGGCGACGUGCUCCGGGUGGCGGGGUUCAAGAACGCGGCGCCCAUGUUCAACUUCCUGCGGCGGAAGAACGUGGCGCUGAGCGUCGAUGCGGACAAGACGGACGAGGCGGAGCUCCAUGCCGCCGUGAGCAGCGCCGUGCAGCACCUGGAGCCGUUCGGCGCGUCGCUCGUGGAGUACACGAGCUACGCCGACGCGAGCACCAUCCCGGGCCACUACGUGCUCUUCUGGGAGCUCCGCGCGGGCGGCGGGUCCACGACCCCCGUGCCGGCGUUCGUGUUCGAGGACUGCUGCCUCGCCGUGGAAGAGUCGCUGAACAGCGUGUACCGGCAAUGCCGCGCCGCCGACCGCUCCAUCGGGCCCCUCGAGAUCCGCGUCGUCUCCGAGGGCACGUUCGACAAGCUGAUGGACCUCGCGCUGAGCCGCGGCGCCUCGAUCAACCAGUACAAGGCGCCGCGGUGUGUGCGUCCGGGCCAGGUGGUGGAGCUGCUCGACGGCAGGGUGGAGGGGAGGUACUUCAGCCCCAAGUGCCCCAAGUGGAGCCCCGGGAACGCGCAGUGGACCGGCGGCCAUGGCAAGACGCUGAGCACCAGUUAG